CUAGUUCUCCAGUGACGCGCCUUAGUCUAUGCGUAAAUUUAGCCCUCCUCCACAGAUCUGAGGUCUGGUUUCGACGAGCGGCCCCCGCGGUUACUCCGCAGCGGCCGCGAGUCGUGGCGUCGCCGCGAGCGAGCGGCGCGCGAUGGAGCCGAGCGCGUUGAUUCGGCAGCUGCGGCAGCAGAAGGAGGCGCUGGAGACAGCGCAUGUGAAGACAGACCUGGCGCGGCUGCAGGCGGCGCAGCAGCGCAGUGCGAGCCCCUCCGGCAAGGCAGCACAGGAGGCGCGCAGGGGGAAGGAGGAGCGGGACGAGGAGCCAUCGCGGGGACAGGUGCACGCUGGUGACCACGAUGGAGACGCGCUGGUGCUGCUGCUGCAGCCGGGCGGGUUGGGGCAACGGCAGCAAGAGCGGGAUAAGCAGGAAGAGAAGGAUAAACAGCAGACUGAGCAUGGGGAGCAAGGCGAGCAUGGGCGGAAGCAAGGCGAGCACGCUGCAGCAUCCCCUGCUCCCUCCGUGUCCACACCCCAGCUGUGCCGGCCGCCACGCGCACAGCAGCGGUACAGGCAGACAGAGAGCGAGGGGCAGGACGAGCGGCAGGAGAGCGCGCAGUCAGCGCAGCAACAGCACUCGCUGCCACCACUCACGCCGCUGGCCUCAGCUGCGCCGGUAGUGCUGCUGCCAAAGGAAUGGGCGCCGCAGGAGCAGCAGCAGCUCGAGCAGCGGCAACGCGACAUUCAGCAGCAGGCGCAAGACCUGCAGCCGCACAAGAAGCAGGAACAGCAGAAGAAUGAGCUGGGGCAAGAUGACAUGCAGCAGAAUUGGCAGCAGCAGCAGCAGAUUCCGCUGCAGCGACAGGAGCAUCAGCAGCAACAGAAGCAGCAGCAGCAGCAGCAGCAGCAGCAGCAGCAGCAGCAGCAGCAGCAGCAGCAGCAGCAGCAGCAGCAGCAGCAGGAGCAGCGGCAGCAGGAGCAGACUAUACUGCAGCCACAGCAGGAUCAGCAUCACCAUCAGCAGCAGGCGGAGCACCAACAGCAGCAACAGCAGCAUAUUCACCUGCAGCAGAACCAGCAGCAGCAGCAGGCGGAGCACCAACAGAUGCAGCUACAGCAGCAGAACCAACAGCAGACCUACCAGCAGCGGCGAACACAGCAGCAGCAUGUGCAUGCACGAGUACCACCUUAUUCCUGGAACCAGCACCAAUAUGCUCAUCCGCACAACAUGCAUCAGCAGCAGCAGCAGCAGCAGCAUCAUUAUCAGCAGCAUCCCGCACAACAGUUUGGUGGCAGGGGCGCAAUGGGGCCGCCCUUUUGUGGGGGCAUGCAGGGCAUGACAAAUGGCGUGUACAGUACAGUACCAAGCCACGGGUCUGUGGGCCAUGGACCUUAUACCGCCGCUGCUGGUGGUGCUGUGGGUGGCAGUGGCACGCAUUGGCUGGAUGCAGAGAUCCACGCGGUGAAGGAGCAGGUGUUUGGCAUCUCGGGGCCCUUCAACCCACACCAGCUGGAGAUCAUCCGAGCGCUGCUGGCGCGCCCGCCCAGCAACGUGCUGGCGGUGCUGCCGGCAGGCAGCGGCAAGAGCCUGUGCUUCCAGCUCGCCGCUGUGCUGCUGGGGGGCGCCACCCUCGUCGUCAGCCCCUUCCGCGCCCUCAUCCGUAACCAGGUACAGACCCUGCGGCACCUGCCCUUCAAUGUGGGGCUGGUGCUGGGCCAUCCCUCCACGGCUGACAAGCGCUACCGCCAGCAGGUCUUUGCAGCGCUCACAGGCCAUGCGCCCCUCACCUUGUCGGGCCAAACGCCUGUACACACCGCAGGCCAGGCAGGGGUGGGCGGCGGUGGUGGCAAGGAGCACCUGUGCGUGUACGUGACGCCUGAGGCGCUGGAGAAGUGCGGCGACCUCAAGGCGGCGCUGAGGGCAUGCUACCAGCGGGGCAUGCUGCGACUCAUUGUGGUGGAUGAGGCGCACCACUGCAACGGCAGCGACCCCUUCCGCCCGUUCCUCAAGAUAGUGGGCGACCACCUGCGCGACUGCUUCCCGGGCGUGCCCAUCUUCGCCAUCACCGCGACAGCGAACGUGGCGGCACAGCAGGAGCUGAGGGCGCGGCUGCAGCUGCAUGCGAGCAACACGCUCACCUUCAUCUCCUCCACCCGCCUGCCGCACAUCCACUACGAGGUGCGGGAGAAGCGCAAGAGUGUGGUGGAGGACAUAGUGGCGUUCAUCCAGGCCACGUACCCGGGGCAGACGGGCCUCGUGUACUGCUGGAAGCGCGAGGAGACGGACGAGGUGGCGCGGCAGCUGCGCAUGGCGGGCGUGACGGCGCUGGCAUACAGCGCUGGGCUGGGCGUGGUGGAGAGGGACCGCCACCAGGACAGGUGGCGAAAGAAGGAAGUGCAAGUGCUUGCAGCAACGAAUGCGUUCGGGGCGGGAAUCCAUCAGAAUGAUGGUCAGUGCCCCCUCCUGCUCCCACCCUCCUUCCCACCCUCACCCACCUUCCCUGCACCUACCUUCCCCCCACCCACCUUCUCCCCCCUCACCUUCCCCCUCCCACCUUCCCUCCUCUGUCUCGCAAAUGCUCUCAAGCGUACGAUGUUUUUGUACAGUCCAGGGUAGGGGUUGUGUUGGUGAGAGGAGGGAGACGGGGAAGGCUACCUGCGGCAGAAGAAGGUGAUGGAGCAGUGCGGCACACAGUGCCCCUUGCGUGCUGGGCUGCAUACGUCGCGCUGAGUCGCUAAGCGUGCUUCUCACGGUGCCACAGCGCGUGCCACAUCAGGCUACGACGGGGGUGCCUAGGACCCGUAGACCCUCUUUUCCAUCAGCAUUGAUGGAUGGGUGUAUUGCUCGCUAAUUCCAUAUAUUCUGACAUAUGGAAGGUGUUUUC
Messenger RNA from Closterium sp. NIES-67, 2873 nucleotides. NCBI's taxonomy places the organism in Eukaryota, Viridiplantae, Streptophyta, Zygnematophyceae, Desmidiales, Closteriaceae. The record is from the annotation of a GenBank genome assembly.